AUGGAAGAGAGAGACAAGGAUUCUCCAUAUGAAAACAAGCCAAGUUUGUCAUUUGGAUUUUCUAAAAAACUCAACACACGCAAGUUACAAAGCUCCUCUCUUAACGAAGAGAAACUGACAGCAAGCGACGAACAGGAUUUUUUAAAAUCUGUGGAAGGAAAGAAGUUACAAAGUAUUAAACCAAAAGAAGAAGAGAAAGAAUUGGUUAUUCCCUGUUUAGUCAAAAACUCUUGGAGGAAGCCAGUGGAAAAUAAAUACAAGAAAACAACAGAUAAACCAAAAGAAUACACUGGGGCAUUGGAAUCUCAAGCAGUUACUGAACUUUUAGAAGAGGCUCGAAAACAGCAGGAAGAUUGGGAAGAUGUUGGAAAGGUAGACUCUGGCAUAGCUAUUCCUGUGGUGGUUCAGAACAAGUUGCCAGAGGGAUAUGAAACAGAUGAAAAACUUGAUGUCAGUUUACGACCGGAUGAGGCUGAAGCAGCAGACUAUGAACAAGUUCCGAUAGAGCAGUAUGGCCUUGCCAUGUUGAGAGGGAUGGGAUGGAAGCCAGGAGAAGGAGUAGGCAGGAAUAAGAAGUCGUUUCAAAUAGUGGAGUCUGUUCUUAGACCUAAAGGACUGGGUCUUGGAGCAGACAAAAGUCAGGUAUUACAGCUGAGCUAUACCAAACAAGGACAGGCACCACAAGACAAGAAAAGCAGUGAAGAGCUUGUAUUGAAAAAAGGAGCUUACUGCAUGAUACAGAAAGGUGCUCAUAAGGAUUUAUAUGGAACAGUGGAAGGAUUGGAUGACGAUAAUGCCAGAGUAAUGAUCAAACUGACCAUUGGUGGGAAAAUCGCCACACAGAGCCAGUACAGCAUCAAGCUGGUUACCAAGCAGGAGUAUGAGAAGUACUCCAAGUACCUGAAUAAGGGGAAAGUGGACAAAUACAAAGAUGAAGAAGACAAGAAAAACAGAAAGGCAGAGGAAGAAGAGAGAGAUAGACAUAAGCGAGAGGAAAGAAAAAGGGAUCGAGAAUCUGACAAACGAAAAGAUAAGAACAGGCAUCGAGACAGAAGCCCAUAUAUGUCUGAUGAUGAAGAAGAGGACAGAUGUCAUAGAAAACACAAAAAAAGAAGUCACUAUGAGCACAGGUCAUCACCGAAAACUACAUCAUCGUCAUCAUCAAAUGGGAAUGACAGCAGCAAACUAUGGGUCAGACCGCAAAUAAAAGUCCGUGUGAUAGACAGACAUUUUAAAAAAGGACGCUACUACAAUUCAAAGGUAGUUGUAGUGGAUGUUUUUGACAAAAAAAAAUGUGUGGUGAAAACUGAUGACGGCAAUGUCCUGGAGGGUGUUUCUCAGAGCAUGAUUGAGACUGUUGUGCCAAAAUCAGACCCUGCUUAUGCUAUGAUUGUUUCAGGGAAACACAAGGGAGAGAUAGUGCAAGUCAUGCAGAGGAACAAAAAGUCUUGUAUUGCCAUGGUCCAGUUAUUACGCAAUAGGGAUCAUGCAUUGGAGAUUGGAUAUGACUCUAUAUGUGAAUAUGCUGGAAAUAUUGACGAUGUAUUUGAUUAUUAAUGGAUUAAUUCAUGAUCCUCUUGCUGUCAGGACGAUUCUGAAGGGACGAUGGAAAAGAAUUCAACUCAAGAGUUUUAAACAAGAACAGUUCACGAAUGUGUCUGAACUGCCAUAGUACAGAUCUUCAGAUUGCAUACUUUUAUGAUAAAUGAGAUGUAAAGUUUUAUGUAACCAUUGGCAGUCUAAAUAAAACAUGAUACUGUACAUUGAA
Molecule: messenger RNA, 1768 nt
Organism: Liolophura sinensis
Lineage: Eukaryota; Metazoa; Mollusca; Polyplacophora; Chitonida; Chitonidae
Product: G-patch domain and KOW motifs-containing protein-like
Exons: 11
Coding region: 1-1557 (518 amino acids)
Biological process (GO): mRNA splicing, via spliceosome
Cellular component (GO): spliceosomal complex
Molecular function (GO): nucleic acid binding
Source: RefSeq, a predicted model, not a curated record